CUACUACUUCAAUUUACAUCACUGGCAGACAGUGACAGAAUUUUUUCGUGAAUACAAAAUUUUCCAAUUUUCAAUUUUACACAAUAUUAUAAAAAUAUCAUUCAAUAGAAAUAUAUUAAGACAACAUUGCUUCGUGAAUUUCUCCCUGAAAUGUGGGAAUAAGGACAUUUCUCUAGCGCUGCUCGUCUGCAAAGAGUGGAGCAAUACGACGACCAAGUGAAUUUCAGACAAUAAAAAAAGGAUACUUGCUAAGCAGGGAAGUGUGAAAAUUUUCAGGAGCAAAAUGAUGUUUUCAUCGAUAAACAACUCGUUCGAGCAGGACACCCAUGACACAGACGGCAAUUGCGAUGGUCCCGAUUUGGAUUUUAUAUAUGCUGACGUUGAUACAUACCAAAACGAGAUCGCCGAGCUAUAUAGCUACACUGAAUUCAGCGAAUUUCAACAAAAUGUUAAGGCAUUCGAAGACCAAAUGGACAUGUACAAUUUGCCACCUAAUUGGCAAAAGCUAGACGCAUCUAGUCAGAGGGGGAUUAUUAUGAAGUUGAUUGACCAGCUAGAGGUGUCCAAUCGGCAAUUUCGCAUGCAGGCCGCCCGAUGUAUUCUGUAUUUGGCUCAGGGGUGUUGGGCAGAAAUCCAAUCGGACGAGGAGCAGCAGCAGAACACACGCGACAAUGUUAUUGUGCUAUAUGAAUUAGGUAUAUUUUCGUCGUUUCUAGAUCUUUUGAACAUGGAAAUCGAAAGUGCCUGUUCGCCUGACAUUGUGGCAGUAAAAAUAACGAAUGUCACUUUGGGUGAUUCGGCGGACUUGAGAGUGAUUUUAUCUGUACUAUACAUUAUAACCGAGACCAUACGUGACGAAAAAGAGAAAGGUAGUGAGGAUUACCGCAAAAUCGCAGAAGCCUUUGUGCAAGAGAUCAACAGUCCUUUGCCGGAUGGAGAACUGUUGACCGUAAAAUUAUUGGGAAUGAUAACGCGAUUCUGCAGUGGAGCUGCACCCCAUUUCCCAAUGAAAAAAGUUGUCCUUUUGUUGUGGAAAAUAUCACUAUUGGGAUUAGGCGGCAUGGAAGUUCUCAAGAAUCUCAAAAACGAGUACCGUGUAAAAGCCGGUCUGAGCCCAGUCACCGAAGAUACAUUGGAAGUAACGAAAACUAUGCGUGCAAGUUCUCCGCCGGUCACAGCGGCCGAUUAUCUCGAUAACCAAAAUCUGAAAAGAAAUGCUUUUCGUCGGUCGUUAAUGAAACAGAGGUUUCUAGACGAACAGGAACAAAUGGAUAUGGAACUCACGCCGGGGAAUGAGAGUGCCCCGAAUGGUGGUAACAAUGGAACCGGAGGCGGCGGUAAUGGUAGCGGACAAAAUGGGGAAGAUGAGUAUUAUCGACCGUUCGAAGACCCCUCCACUGGUGCUUCGUCGUCAACAAUAACAACAGCGAACCCAAACAAUCUGCCAUGCUAUAACGCACAGCCGCCAAUUGUGCAACCCACACAGCUGACAACGUGUUUGCCUUGGACACCAAAAGUGCGACAAAAGGAUAUUGACCAAUUCCUGGAUAUUUCACGGAAUAAAUUCAUAGGUUAUUCUCUGAUUGACGAUCACGAAAGCCUGGCCGGCCUACCUCAGCCCAUUCAUGAAGGUGUGCAAACUCUCAAACGGCACAUGUACAUUAGUUUGGCUGAUAUACAAAUCAAGAAGGAGGAGGAGAUUGCACGCAACCCAAUAUCAACACAGGAAGAUGAAGUAGUAUUAACACCAGCCGAGAUCCUCUACCAGGCCAUACUGCCCAAUUUGCCACAGUACAUGAUCGCCUUAUUGAAAGUGCUGUUGGCAGCAUCGCCCACUUCCAAGUCAAAGACAGAAAGUAUUAACAUUAUGGCUGAUGUGCUUCCCAAAAAGAUGCCACUGACCGCCACACAAUCCACCAAACUGACUGUAGACAUGGGUCGCCAUAAGGAAAUAAUCGUCAAAGCAGUGUCCGCAAUUAUUUUACUGUACUUGAAACACUUCAAAUUGAAUCACAUAUAUCAAUUCGAAUUCAUGUCGCAACACUUGGUAUUUGCCAACUGUAUUCCCCUGGUUCUGAAAUUCUUUAACCAAAACAUUACCGAAUAUGUCAGCAUGAAAAAUACCAUACCCCUCUUGGAUUUCCCAUCCUGCGUGAUUGGGGAGCAACCUGACCUGUCGGCAGAGAGUUUUGUUUUUAGUGCAGAUGUGACCGACAAGCCUUAUUCCUGGCGAAAUGUAUUUUCCUGCAUUAACUUGCUGCGCAUCCUGAACAAACUUAUCAAGUGGAAACAUUCGCGAGUAAUGAUGCUGGUGGUCUUCAAGUCCGCACCCAUACUCAAGAAGACCUUGAAGGUGCGCCACGCCAUGAUGCAAUUGUAUGUUUUGAAACUACUGAAAAUGCAAACAAAAUAUUUGGGUCGUCAGUGGCGAAAAUCAAAUAUGAAGACAAUGAGUGCCAUCUAUUCCAAAGUUCGUCAUCGUCUCAAUGACGAUUGGGCAUUUGGUAAUGACUUAGAAUCUCGUCCAUGGGACUUUCAAGCCGAGGAAUGUACACUACGUGCCUGUGUUGAUCGCUUCAAUCUUAGGCGAUAUCCCGAAGCCACCCAGAAGUGUGGUUCUGGCGGUAACAACGGUAAUGCCGGCAAUAACGCAGAAAACUCGACAUCUGGAAAUAUUGCGGGUGGAAAUGUGGAUGGAAAUGUAGGUAGCAACGGUGCUGGCGGUAUUUACGGUGCGACCAACUCUGGCAAUGGUAUUACUACAGGGGUUGGGGGACAAUUGCAGGAUUAUGGGAUCGAAGGUGGAUUCCCAAGCGAUGAAAUAUUGACACAUUCAGAUUUUGCUUUCUUCGGCCACUCUGGCUGGUGGGAUCGAAAGGUGGAACUUACUGAUUAUUUCAAGGCCAACUAUACAACAUGGCUAGAAGAGGAAGUCUACAAUAACCAGACCGACUGGGAUGCUCUUUAAGGGCAUGACACAGAUAUGGAUCGCAUUGCAUAUUCUAGGAUUCCCGCAAAUAAUUUUUACAUUCGGUUACAUUCAGAGCUACAUCAGCAGUAACUGGUGCGACCAUAGCAAAUAUGACAUACAAAUAGAUUAUAGCAUACUAUAUAUCAUUAGAUACUCUUUUUAUAAAUAAUCAAGGGAAACUCCAAUACAUAGUUCACGUUCCGUUAACACUUCAAAAAGAUAAUAUCCGUACACGAGUGGUGGAAAUUCGAAACCUAAAUACUUCAAAUUUCUCAUACGCAAUAUCAUUGAAAUGAAUUCUUAUGAAUACGCGGUCACACACAACUUACAUAAAAGCAUAUUUAUGAGUCAACAUUGUACAAAUUAACAUCUAUCGCUAGCGACUAAGAAUUCUUUAUUUCGAGAGCAUGCCGAUGAAAUUAUUUACUUAGUCAAAGUUCCCAAUGUGCGACAGUAGAUUAAAAUGAAUGCUUUCCCCACAGAUAUGCAAUAACAAAAAAAAAAAAGUAAAAAUAAAUCAUUUAUUAUUAUUUUUGUCUUAAUUUGUUCAAAUUCAACAUUUAUUUAUUAUGUUUAUUAUUAAAUCGAUAACAUUUGCAUGAUUUUUUUAAAAUUAAAACACAGUUUCAAAAUCACUAACAGCAAAGUUUAAACGUCGCAUGUAUUAUUCUGCAUUAAUUAUACAUUCAUGCUUUGAACGGAAGAGCACUGCUAUUUGACAGCGUCAGCAACACAUUUAUUUGCAGUUCCCAUCGAAUAGUAGCAUUCGGUAUUUAAGAACAACAUCAACAAAACAUGGACACAUAAAUACAUUUAAUGUAAUGUUUAAUGUAAUACAUAUAAAUGUUAUAAAAAUACAUAUAUAAUUUAUUAAAACGUAAUAAAACACAGAUUUACAAGAAAA
Messenger RNA from Musca domestica (house fly), 3875 nucleotides. RefSeq names its product striatin-interacting protein 1 homolog (gene Strip). The record is from RefSeq and is a predicted model, not a curated record. Gene Ontology annotation, cellular component: cytosol. The coding region runs from base 284 to 2968 and encodes 894 amino acids. NCBI's taxonomy places the organism in Eukaryota, Metazoa, Arthropoda, Insecta, Diptera, Muscidae. Gene Ontology annotation, biological process: cytoskeleton organization. The transcript has 2 exons.